Molecule: messenger RNA, 450 nt
Organism: Apodemus sylvaticus (European woodmouse)
Lineage: Eukaryota; Metazoa; Chordata; Mammalia; Rodentia; Muridae
Product: cytochrome b-c1 complex subunit 8
Exons: 2
Coding region: 99-347 (82 amino acids)
Biological process (GO): mitochondrial electron transport, ubiquinol to cytochrome c
Source: RefSeq, a predicted model, not a curated record
GUGACCGGGUAGAGGGUCGGUGUGAGGCCGUGGGAGUGUUUUUUUUUUGCGAGACUGAGCCACGCGCCUAUCUUCUGUACCUCAGGGCCGCCGUCACCAUGGGCCGGGAGUUUGGGAACCUGACGCGGAUUCGGCACGUGAUCUCCUACAGCUUGUCGCCCUUUGAGCAGCGCGCCUUCCCGAACUAUUUCAGCAAAGGCAUCCCCAACGUUCUGCGCCGCACUCGCGAGCGCAUCCUGCGCGUGGCGCCGCCGUUUGUAGUGGUCUACCUGAUCUAUACAUGGGGAAACCAGGAGUUUGAGCAGUCCAAAAGGAAGAAUCCAGCCAUGUACGAAAAUGACAAGUGAGCGACUUGCACCUGGAUGACAGUCCCCUGCCUUUGAAAGACCCUUCUCUGGGAGAGGAAUCUACACUGUAGUCUUGAGGACAAUAAACUACUUAUGGACUUCC